GAUAAACAUGGAUAUUGGGCCUGGCAUCAUUCGGUGUCCUGUGCUGUUUGCCGGCGUCGUCCCUGGUUUCUCCGUUACACGAUUUUCUUCUUCUUUUGGGUUGUGCUGUGCGUACUCCCCGUUACUCUUGCCGUUUGGUUCUCCGUUCACGCCGUUCAUUCGUGCUUUGUUUAAGGUCGUUAGCUACGUACGCCGUUCGUCCGUCCGUCCGUUCAUCUGCCGUAAUUGUAUACCAGGAUUUAUUAGGAAAACAUUGACAUUGGGAAGGAAAAUGGAAUGGGGGACAGCUGGAGUCCCUAGGGGAUGGGCUAAUUAUGAGCACAUUGAUAAUUGACAAUGAGAAUUUAUGAGAAUUUUGAAAGAGGAGAGACAACUGGAUCUGGAUCUGGACCCCUUGGGGCUGAAGA
Corylus avellana is the source of this 407-nucleotide messenger RNA. NCBI's taxonomy places the organism in Eukaryota, Viridiplantae, Streptophyta, Magnoliopsida, Fagales, Betulaceae. The record is from RefSeq and is a predicted model, not a curated record.